GAGUCUCACAGCUUCAGUGGACAGCUCCGUGGUGCUGAAAUCUCAGAGACGCCACACUCUCUCACACUCAAGCCGCGACACAUGACUGGAACCAUGGAGGGAUUCUCGUGGAAACUUUUUCUACUUUCCUGCCUGGUUGUUGUGAAGAGCUUCGCACAAGACUUCGGACAGACGCAGUUUAUUUGCACGUCAGUGCCCAAGGAUAUGGACUUGUGCACAGCUACGAUGCAAAACAGCGGCCCGGCGGAAGACCUGAAGACCACUAUCAUACAGCUGCGGGAGACCGUGCUGCAGCAAAAGGAAACCAUUGUGAAUCAAAAGGAGACAAUCAGGGAACUAACCUCCAAGUUGAGCCGCUGCGAGAGCCAGAGCCUCCCUGCGGCGGCGGGGCCCGGCGGCAGGCGGCCGGGGUCGAAGAACACGAUGGGGGAUGUAUCUCGGGGCACUACGGAUACUCUGGCCCAGCUGGGACAGACUUUACAGACGCUUAAACAGAGACUGGAGAAUCUAGAGCAAUACAGCCGAGGGAAUAACACCGUGCAAGCAAACAGCCUGAAAGACCUGCUGCAAAACAAGAUAGAUGACAUGGAGAAGCAAGUUCUGUCCCGGGUCAACACGAUAGAGGAGAGCAAAUCGGGAUCGAGGAAUGACACCGAGCAGCGCAACAGAGUGGAGUCCACGCUCACCUCUCUGCACCACCGGAUAACAGACCUGGAGAAAGGCAAAGACACCAGGCCAACAGAUAAGUUCCAGAUCACCUUCCCCCUGAGAACCAACUAUAUGUAUGCCAAAGCCAAGAAGAGCCUUCCUGAGAUGUACUCUUUCACCGUGUGUCUGUGGAUCAAGUCCAAUGCUUCACCUGGGGUGGGGACCCCCUUCUCCUACGCAGUUCCGGGACAGGCCAACGAGCUGGUGCUGAUUGAGUGGGGAAACAACCCUAUGGAGAUUCUCAUCAAUGACAAGGUUGCAAAACUGCCAUUUCUCAUCAAUGACGGAAAAUGGCAUCACCUCUGCAUCACGUGGACCACCCGUGAUGGGAUGUGGGAGGCUUUCCAGGAUGGAGUGAAGCGAGGUAGUGGUGAAAAUCUGGCGCCAUACCACCCCAUCAAACCAGAGGGGGUUCUGGUCCUGGGACAAGAGCAGGACACUCUCGGAGGAGGCUUUGAUGCCACACAAGCCUUCGUCGGUGAGCUGGCAAACCUAAAUAUCUGGAAUAGGAAACUUUCUAUCACCGAGAUCUAUAACUUGGCGACCUGCAACAGCAAAGCAUCAACCGGCGAUGUGUUCUCCUGGACAGAGAGCAACAUUGAAGUGUUUGGCGGUGCGACCAAAUGGACCUUCGAGCCUUGCCGUUCAGCCAACUGAACUGCGUCCGCUGAAGAAAGGCCUGUCUGUAUUUCUGAGCUUUUGUCGUUCUUGUCUUCAUUUGACGUUUGUUAGAGACUCUGAGUUAUCGGUAAGCUUAAAUCUGGGAUUUCCAUCAUUCUUAGGUAUUCAUGUUGCAAAACAGCACUUUUCAUCUUGAGGAAAAAAAAAAAAAAGUCAAAUUCAUCUGGGAAACCUCAGUGAGAAAGUAUUGCUAUCUGUUUUCCUUUUUCUUUCUUGGACGUUCAGUUGAAAGCACAUCUAAGCUUUUCAUUUGGCUUAUUUCAUCUUGGACUGGCAGCUGGCAAUCUGCGCCUUAUGUUUGGACAAUUCACAAUCCAAGUGAGGAAUUACAUAACCGCUCUCGCCUCCCCCUCCCACCCCUCCCCACUUCCUCCAGGAGAGUGGGAGAUUACGCUGUCUGUCCAAUUCUUGUCAGUGUUUGGCGCCGUAAAGUGAUGUCUGAUGCGGUACAGCUCCCCGUGACCCCUCUCCCUCCCAUACCUCCACGCCG
Archocentrus centrarchus (flier cichlid) is the source of this 1879-nucleotide messenger RNA. Its product is annotated as neuronal pentraxin-1. The record is from RefSeq and is a predicted model, not a curated record. Lineage: Eukaryota; Metazoa; Chordata; Actinopteri; Cichliformes; Cichlidae. The coding region runs from base 82 to 1365 and encodes 427 amino acids. The transcript has 5 exons.